Lethenteron reissneri (Far Eastern brook lamprey) is the source of this 639-nucleotide messenger RNA. Its product is annotated as dynactin subunit 2-like. Lineage: Eukaryota; Metazoa; Chordata; Hyperoartia; Petromyzontiformes; Petromyzontidae. Gene Ontology annotation, biological process: microtubule-based process. Gene Ontology annotation, cellular component: dynactin complex. The record is from RefSeq and is a predicted model, not a curated record.
AUGGAAGUGGAGGCGCUGCGCGCGCUGCUGGAGAGGCACGAGUGGGUGGCGCAGGCGGUGCCCGGCAUCGUGCACAGGCUGGUGGUGCAAGCGGCGGAGCACGACCACGCGCUCCGCUUUGGGCAGCAGCUGCACGGUGUGGAGGCAGCGCAGCAGAGCUGGGCUGGGACCCUGAGAGCCAACGUGGCGCUGCUGCUAGAGAUGGAGCAGUCGCUCAAGGAGAACGUGGCCUCUGUGCAGACAAACUUCGCCACCCUUGAGGCACGGGUGACGAAACUUGGCCAGUGAAGAAGAGGAGACAAGAGGAGACGAGGUGAAGGAGUCAAAGAAAGAAAAAGAGAAGUGGUGGCGGCGAGGUACGGAUGAAGCGUGCAGCAGAAGAGCCGGUGACCAGAGGUGACCAGAGGUGACGGCUUUGCACUUCAAUCCGUGUCCUCGUUUGCAGCCUUCAGGGCACAUUCACGAAGCCCGUCCCCCCCCCCCCCCCCCCCCAUCAGCGCUCUCACGCGACGGACAGCCCCCGUCUCCAGAUGGAGGAGGAACGCAGUCCCGUCCUCACGCCGCUCCGCCAUCAGCACCACAAAGCAACCACGGCGCGUUGGCAGCACCGCCGCCCCCUCCAAAAUAAACAGAGUGGCA